AGUGACUCGACUCCGCCCUUGUGUUCCGGAAAUAACCGAAGUGACGAGAAAGCCCCGCCUCCCUCUUCCGGACACAGUCGAAGCCUCGCUUAGCCCUACCCUCUUUUUCCGGAAACUGCCGAGGCUCCUAGGUAAGUGUGGAGCGGCUGCCUCGUCUUCCUCUCCAGGAGAACCAGCAGCAGAGGAGGCAGUGAGGGCGCUGCGCUCUCACACCGGCCGCACAGCUCUCCGCCAUGUCCGAGUUCGACGAGUUCGAGCGGCAGCUGAACGAGAACAAGCAAGAGCGAGAUAAGGAGAACCGCCAUCGAAAACGCAGUCAUAGUCGCUCUAGAAGCCGUGACCGAAAACGGCGGAGUCGCAGUAGAGACAGACGAGCUAGAGAACAGCGUAGUGGAUCCAGGGAUCGGCGGAGACGCAGUCGGUCACCAAGGCAUGAAAAGAAAAAGAAGGUCCGUAAAUACUGGGAUGUGCCACCUCCUGGCUUUGAACAUAUCACUCCCAUUCAGUAUAAAGCCAUGCAAGCUGCUGGCCAGAUUCCUGCUACAGCUCUACUUCCAACCAUGACACCUGAUGGGCUAGCUGUUACACCCACACCUGUGCCUGUUGUGGGCAGUCAGAUGACCAGACAAGCCCGGCGUCUCUACGUUGGAAAUAUUCCUUUUGGGAUAACGGAGGAAGCAAUGAUGGACUUCUUUAAUGCUCAGAUGCGUCUUGGUGGGUUAACACAGGCCCCAGGAAACCCAGUCCUUGCUGUACAGAUCAACCAAGACAAAAAUUUUGCAUUCUUGGAGUUCCGGUCUGUUGAUGAAACAACACAAGCCAUGGCUUUUGAUGGAAUAAUUUUCCAAGGCCAGUCAUUAAAGAUCCGGCGUCCUCAUGAUUACCAACCAUUGCCUGGCAUGUCUGAAAACCCGUCUGUGUAUGUUCCAGGGGUGGUAUCCACUGUUGUCCCAGACUCUGCACACAAGCUAUUCAUUGGAGGUUUACCCAACUAUCUGAAUGAUGACCAGGUAACCAUGGCGUCAUUAAGCCUAUGGGUCAAAGAGUUGCUUACGUCUUUUGGACCUUUGAAAGCUUUUAAUUUGGUAAAAGACAGUGCUACUGGCCUAUCUAAAGGAUAUGCCUUCUGUGAAUAUGUGGACAUCAAUGUCACAGAUCAGGCCAUUGCUGGACUUAAUGGCAUGCAACUGGGAGACAAAAAGCUUCUUGUACAAAGAGCAAGUGUUGGUGCAAAGAAUGCAACACUGAGCACAAUAAACCAGACUCCAGUGACACUGCAGGUUCCUGGGCUCAUGAGUUCCCAAGUGCAGAUGGGAGGUCAUCCAACAGAGGUAUUGUGUCUCAUGAAUAUGGUUUUGCCCGAAGAGCUGCUGGAUGAUGAUGAAUAUGAGGAGAUUGUGGAAGAUGUAAGAGACGAGUGCAGCAAAUAUGGCAUUGUUAAAUCUAUUGAAAUACCGCGCCCAGUUGAUGGCGUGGAAGUCCCUGGAUGUGGCAAGAUAUUUGUGGAAUUCACUUCAGUCUUUGACUGUCAGAAAGCCAUGCAAGGACUCACAGGACGCAAGUUUGCUAACAGAGUGGUGGUUACAAAAUAUUGUGAUCCGGAUGGUUACCAUCGUCGUGACUUCUGGUAGAUGUAGUUGAGUACUGAAUACGGAGUGGAAAGAGAAAUUGAGCUUCAGAGAGGGAUGCAGAAGCUCAGAAGGACAUACCUGUCUUCUCUCCUCCCCCACCUAUCUCCUUGUUUUAUAUUUUAUUUUUUUUAUUUUGUUUUGUUUGUUUUUUUUUCACCCUUCCAGGAGGCUUUUUUCUGAUCAAGUGUUUGUAUUUUAUGGCCAAAUUGUUUUGUCACUCCACAACUGCAUUUUCUCUUUUUAAAGUAUACAUUAAAAACAUUUAUUCCCUGCCCAACCCCUUGUCAAUGCAAAACAAAUCCUGGAAAACUCCCUUUUGGCCCCAUGGACCAUGAGAAAUGUUGGUGGUUAUACUGUAGUAAUAUGUUGUCGCUCCCUAAUUUCUUUCUGUGGCAGUUUCAUAUUUGCAAAGUCAAAUUGCUAAUUAAAAAAACAUUUUGUUGUAUUUUACUUUUUAUUCUUUAUUGACCUAUUUUUUUUUUUUUUUCCCCCUGUUUACUCCCCUACAAGUUAAAAAAAAAAAACAAAAACAAAAAAAAAACAUUGAUUUCUAUAUAGAUGUCAAACUUUUUCCUAUUCUAACUUUCAUAUGUUCAGGACAUCUGUUCAUGCAUGGAAUUAGAGAAGAUUUAACAAUUACAGAUCAGGCAUCCUUUUUUGGAAACAAAGUAAAUUUCAAGAGUCAAUUGACCAUUUGUGUUGUCCAUGUAAUGUCACAAACUGUUUAGUGUUUUCUAGAGUUACCUAAUCCUGCCCCCCUUGUCAUUAAUGAAUAGUUAAACCAAGAUCUGCAUUUUUCCUGUAAAUAGAGCCUGUGUCAUUCCAACAUACAAUGAGAGGGUGCCCACAUUUUAUGUACACUAAGGACAGAAUGUUUAAAAAUAAAUGAAAAUGGUAGCAUA
Molecule: messenger RNA, 2533 nt
Organism: Pseudophryne corroboree (corroboree frog)
Lineage: Eukaryota; Metazoa; Chordata; Amphibia; Anura; Myobatrachidae
Gene: U2AF2
Product: U2 small nuclear RNA auxiliary factor 2
Exons: 11
Coding region: 234-1631 (465 amino acids)
Biological process (GO): mRNA processing
Cellular component (GO): nuclear speck; U2AF complex; nucleus
Molecular function (GO): pre-mRNA 3'-splice site binding; poly-pyrimidine tract binding
Source: RefSeq, a predicted model, not a curated record